UGACGUUUUAAGUACUUCCCUUUUGCACCGGUAGUAAAGUUUAAGUUUUACGCCAGCUCUUUCUGCAAAACAGAAUGUCUUUUGAUAACUGGCCUGCUAUAUAUAGUUUUCCUCCUUUUUUUACUUUACAACCGAACUCACAAACAAAAGAGAAGCAAUUGGCUAGUUGGCUGGAAUUGGUUUUAGCCUACUGCAAAACUCGUAAACUAUCAAGGUUUAACUUAAACAACGAAUCUGAAAGUGAACUGUUUUUUAACGAUAAGAUCUCCCGUAAGUGUAGUUCUGAGUUACGUUUGGCAAUCUUUAAGUACAUGGAAAGUAAAGGUUAUGCUAUCACCAAAAACGAUAAAGAUUUUAUAAUUUCUUGGUUAACUGUGGAAGACUGGAUUAGGAACACUAACCAGUUUAACAGUAUUUUAACUUUAUACGAGCUUCGUUGUGGAGACUACACUGCUAACGAAGAGUUUCACGGAUUAGAGCUAGAAAUUUUAAAGGCGGCCUUGGAAUUUCUUGAGAAAACGUUUCGAUGUCAAAUAUUUUUUGACGAAUCUGGAGAGAAUGCAGGCGUAAAGUUUUUAGCAACCUAAUAAAAGUAAUAAAACU
Zophobas morio is the source of this 603-nucleotide messenger RNA. Its product is annotated as vacuolar protein-sorting-associated protein 25-like. The record is from RefSeq and is a predicted model, not a curated record. Gene Ontology annotation, cellular component: ESCRT II complex. NCBI's taxonomy places the organism in Eukaryota, Metazoa, Arthropoda, Insecta, Coleoptera, Tenebrionidae. Gene Ontology annotation, molecular function: structural molecule activity; protein homodimerization activity. Bases 75 to 587 code for a protein of 170 amino acids. The transcript has 6 exons. Gene Ontology annotation, biological process: protein transport to vacuole involved in ubiquitin-dependent protein catabolic process via the multivesicular body sorting pathway.